Pygocentrus nattereri (red-bellied piranha) is the source of this 1058-nucleotide messenger RNA. RefSeq lists its product as uncharacterized. The record is from RefSeq and is a predicted model, not a curated record. The transcript has 2 exons. Bases 144 to 1016 code for a protein of 290 amino acids. NCBI's taxonomy places the organism in Eukaryota, Metazoa, Chordata, Actinopteri, Characiformes, Serrasalmidae.
CCACAGCUUAGAACUUCAGAUUGAGCAGCGUUCAACUUUCACUUCAAUAAUUAACACUUUCAGACCGCUAACCCCUCACGCCUUUUCCCUCUUUUUGUUUUCUCCCUCUCUCUUUCUAUUUCUUCUCUUACACAGGUUUCAACAUGUCUUCCCAGGACCGAGCUCUCCAGGCCCUGAGCGCUGAGUUGGCCCGUUUGGACCGUCACAUCACCGCCCUCCUGAAGAGGCAGGACGAGCUCCUUCAGCGGAAGUUGCAGCUCGAAGCCUCCCGGGAAGUUUCCCCCUCGGUGGUCGCGCCAGCCUUGUCUCUUCGUACACCGGGAGACGCCGUUCUCACGCCAGCCCCAGCCGCACCUGGUCCCUGGGAACGCCAGCGCCGCAGACGGCCUUCCAGACCUUCACCGCCACCCCAGCCGGUCUUCACCUCCUGCAACCGUUUCGCCGCCCUCAGCCCACCGCCUACGCCUUCACCUACGCCUCGGGCCCCGUCGCCCGCCCCAGCGCCUCGGCGCUCCGCACAGGACUCGGUUUAUGUUAUUGGUAGCUCUAUUGUCCGCCAUGUUAGAGUAAGAGGUGUAAACAGCCGCGCCACUGUCUCCUGUUUUCCAGGUGCACGGGUUCUAGAUAUCGCCAAGCGGCUCCCCUCAGCCCUCCGCAGACGCGACGCCUUCGGGACCAUGGUUAUCCACGUCGGGACCAACGACAUCUCCGACCGGCGCAGCGAGGUCCUGAAGGAGCACUACCAGACGCUACUGGACACCGCCAGGAAGAAGACGGACACUAGGAUCGUCAUCUCCGGCCCUCUUCCCACCUACCGGCGGGGAUCCGAGCGGUUCAGCAGGCUCUUCGCGCUGCAGUCCUGGCUCCGCGGCUGGUGCGCCUGCAACGGGUUGGGCUACGUGGACAACUGGUCCUCGUUUUGGGAGCAGCCAGCGCUCUACCGGAGGGAUGGGCUUCACCCUAGUCCUCUGGGGUCCGUCGUCCUCUCACGGAACAUCGAGAGGGCCAUCCGCUGACUUCAAAGCGGCCACCUGCCCAUCCUGUGCGCCUGAUGCUGU